Molecule: messenger RNA, 1146 nt
Organism: Cajanus cajan (pigeon pea)
Lineage: Eukaryota; Viridiplantae; Streptophyta; Magnoliopsida; Fabales; Fabaceae
Source: RefSeq, a predicted model, not a curated record
AUGUCUACACAGAUGAUUCAUGCAGGACCUAUCGAUGAUUCGUUAUUAAGGCUUCAACCAUUCCAUAUAUCUGAGCAUAUAUGGAAUGGAGCUGAAGAUAGGGUUUUGAAGGUUAGGAAAGCAACACAAUCAGAGUUGUGUGGUGUUGAGAUUCUAGCUACUAUUCAGGAUCUUCUACAGAGGGCUGUGUUUAUUGGGGUGGCGCAGAUCAGUUACUUUCUUGUGGAAAAUCAUUUAAUUUCUGCCUUAGUUGAGCGAUGGAGACCAGAGACCCACACGUUUCACAUGCCCUUCGGCGAGUGUACUAUCACGUUGGAGGAUGUUGCAAUGUUACUUGGGUUGAAGAUCUCCAGGGCACCCAUUACUAGAUACGCAACUAUGGAUUGGGGAGCUCUUGUGGAGCGCCUUCUUGGCAUGACAACCCCUGAGUCAAUGCUUGUUGGCGGUCGAUUGAGGAUGAGCUGGAUUGACCGACACUUUUCUAAUGUUUCUGAGCAUAUACAUAGCCAGGAACAGUUGGAACGCUAUACUAGAGCAUUCAUUUUACGCAUAAUCGGGGGAUAUCUAUUAACUGAUCACUCUAGCUCUUUUGUAUCCCUCAGAUAUCUGAGUUUCCUAGAAGACCUGGAUGCUUGUGGUCAAAUGAGUUUGGGGUCAUGCAUGCUGGUGAAUAUGUACAGGGAGUUGUGCGUGUGCACGAAUUAUGAUCACAAGGAAAUUGGUGGUUCAGGUAUUCUAGUGCAAUUAUGGGCAUGGUAUCGGUUUCCAUUUCUUGCACCACCUCAUCCACCUUUAUCUACAUUUCAUGUUCCUCUAGGGGAAAGGUGGAAUUAUGCCUUGUAUAAACCUAGAGAGGAAACAAAAGAUAAAAUUGUGAAGUAUAGAAAGUAUUUUGACCGUUUAAAAAGAGAGGAUUUUCUAUGGCAACCAUACUUGGAGUUACUACCUACAUUACCUCCUUACUGUUUUGAGGACUCACAAGUAUGGAGGUCAACUGUCCCAUUGAUUAAUUUUCAUAUCGUCGAGUAUCAUUACGCUGAUCGUGUCAUGCGACAAUUUGGGAUGGUCCAACACAUUCCUGCGCCUCCUAUUCAUCCGGAGAAAUUGCAUGAUCUUUCAUUGAGAGGCAAGGAUAACAUGGACUAG